Mucor velutinosus is the source of this 588-nucleotide messenger RNA. RefSeq lists its product as uncharacterized. The coding region runs from base 1 to 588 and encodes 195 amino acids. The record is from RefSeq and is a predicted model, not a curated record. Lineage: Eukaryota; Fungi; Mucoromycota; Mucoromycetes; Mucorales; Mucoraceae. The transcript has 2 exons. Gene Ontology annotation, cellular component: intracellular anatomical structure. Gene Ontology annotation, molecular function: Atg12 transferase activity. Gene Ontology annotation, biological process: macroautophagy; protein modification by small protein conjugation; protein lipidation.
AUGUCUAUAAUAUCCAAUCGUUUAGAAUUCGAAUCCUGCCUGAAUAAAUUUUGCAAUGAAAUCAAGACCUGUACAAAUGAGCCUUUAAAAUGGGAACUAGAAACAACAAAGUCAAUUUUGAAACAAUCCUUUUUAAAACAAAAAGUGUUAUUAGCCAUACCAAAACGUUCAGCCGUGAAUGAAGAUGUAGCUGUUGUGGACAUGGCAAUCAAUGGCAUGGAUCUGGAGGAAGAGGAAGACUGCACAGUACGAGACUCGACCGAGAUCAUUCAGCUAGAACACCACAUUGUAUAUUCAACUAGCUAUCGAGUACCUGUCAUUUAUUUCAAAGCUACAUUCUCGGAUGGCACGCCCUUGUCUCACACAGAAAUUUUCCAAUACAUUAUACCAGAUGUCUACCAAGAUGCUAUUGUGUCGCAAAAUGAUCAUCCAAUGCUAGGCACGCCAUGUUGGUACAUCCACCCUUGCGAUACACCAAGUCUCAUGAGCACAAUGGCAUUUGAACCGCUCGACUAUCUUAAGGUCUGGCUGUCUGUUUACGGCCCCAUUGUCAAGUGUAGGAUACCUACCAGCAUGUUUACUCCCUAG